Messenger RNA from Arachis duranensis, 1140 nucleotides. Its product is annotated as auxin-induced protein 22D. The coding region runs from base 113 to 766 and encodes 217 amino acids. The transcript is spliced from 4 exons. The record is from RefSeq and is a predicted model, not a curated record. Gene Ontology annotation, biological process: regulation of DNA-templated transcription. NCBI's taxonomy places the organism in Eukaryota, Viridiplantae, Streptophyta, Magnoliopsida, Fabales, Fabaceae. Gene Ontology annotation, molecular function: protein binding. Gene Ontology annotation, cellular component: nucleus.
AUCACACACCACAUCUUCAAUUCCUUCUCUCUCUCUCUCUCUCACAAGAAAUUUUAUCAUAGAAAUUGUGAGCAUCUCUUAUUAUUAUUAGAUCAAUUGAAAAAAUAUAUAGAUGGAGAAUUGUAGCUAUGAGAAAGUAGGUUUGAACCUUGAGGCAACAGAGUUGAGGUUGGGUUUGCCAGGCAGUGCUGAUGAACAUGAUGAGAAACUCUCAUCAUGUAGUUACUCCUCAUCAUCAUCAUCAAGUGUUGUUAUUAGAAGCAAGAAGAGAUCUUCACCUGAAGAAUCCAUUGAUGAUGAGGAAGAGCUCAAAAGCAACAAGAGAACCAUGAUUUCUCAUCAUAAUGAUGACCAAGACAAAAAUGUCCCACCCUCAAAAGCACAAGUAGUAGUGGGGUGGCCACCAAUUAGAUCUUACAGGAAGAACAAUGGUGUACAACAACAACAACAAGAACAAAAGAAGAAGGGAGAAGAGGUGUAUGUGAAAGUGAGCAUGGCAGGUGCACCUUACUUGAGGAAGAUUGAUCUCAAUUUUUACAAUACCUACCAACAAUUACUCUUGGCUUUGGAAAAUAUGUUCAACUGCACUUUUGGUGAAUAUUCAGAAAGAGAAGGCUACAAUGGAUCUGAAUUUGCUCCAACUUAUGAAGACAAAGAUGGUGAUUGGAUGUUGGUUGGAGAUGUGCCAUGGAACAUGUUCAUUUCUUCCUGCAAGAGGCUAAGGAUUGUGAAAGGAUCAGAAGCUAAGGGAUUGGGUUGUUUAUGAAGCAUGGAGUAAUUAAAGCAUUGAAAUAGUGGACCAUGAGAAUUGAAUUCCUUGUUUGGUUUGUGCCUAUGUGAGAGGUCAUAAUAGUAAUUACCAAUUAGCUAGCAAGGUGCCAUAGCCCAUAUACAAACCCUUGCUUCUUCAUUGACUAUGGAUGCUUUUAAAAAAUCCCCAAAACAAAACAAAAAAAAAAAUGAAGAAAAGCAAAUGAUGUUACUUUAAUUGUACAGAUCAGAGAGGGUGUAUGAUAUCAUAUCUCAUUUUGUCCUACAACACAUUAUAUAUGUUUUAUGUACAAAUUCUUAUUAUAUGUAUAAAAGUUGGAUCUACGAGUUGUAACGUUUUUUUUUUAAUAAACAAAAUUAAUGGUCUGA